Messenger RNA from Aplosporella prunicola CBS 121167, 1733 nucleotides. RefSeq lists its product as uncharacterized. Gene Ontology annotation, cellular component: Cul4A-RING E3 ubiquitin ligase complex; nucleotide-excision repair complex. Gene Ontology annotation, molecular function: protein binding. Gene Ontology annotation, biological process: transcription-coupled nucleotide-excision repair; proteasome-mediated ubiquitin-dependent protein catabolic process; protein polyubiquitination. Bases 41 to 1561 code for a protein of 506 amino acids. The record is from RefSeq and is a predicted model, not a curated record. Lineage: Eukaryota; Fungi; Ascomycota; Dothideomycetes; Botryosphaeriales; Aplosporellaceae. The transcript has a single exon.
CGGCCACAUCAGACCCACGCUCGACACCACUGCCAAAUGCAUGAAUUUGAAUCCUCUUCUCCUGAACCGGCAGUUGGGCACCCUCAGCCCACGGGCCUUCUGUCGCGCUGAGACGACGCGCCGGCUCCAUGCCCUGCAGCCCACAACACUGCAGUUCGACGGUGCGCCGCCGCAAGAUGCCCGUAGCGCUGCCGUCCCGCAUCGCGACGUCCUGGCGCACCCGGCCGGCGUCAACGCCCUAACCAUUGACAAGUUCGAAGGUCGCUGGAUGCUGUCCGGCGGCGCCGACUCCUCUGUCGCGUUGUGGGACCUCGAAGCCGUGGCCCAGCCCGCCGGCGACGGCGACACGUCCACCCAGACCCUCGUGCCGCUCGACUCGCUGCGCAAGACGUCGACCGCCCACAGCUUCGGCAUCACCCACCUGUCGUUCUACCCGUUCGACUCUCUCGCCUUCCUCUCCUCGUCCUACGACCACACGCUCAAGGUGUACGCGUCGGAGACGCUCGCCGCGUCGGCCUCGUUCGACCUGCACGCCGUCAUCUACUCGCACGCCCUCUCGCCCAUCGCGCAGCACCUACUCGUCGCGUGCGCGACGCAAACGCCGCGGGUACGUCUCGUCGACCUCCGCUCCGGCGCGGCGACGCACUCGCUCGCAGGGCACAGCGGCGCGGUUCUGUCCGUCGUGUGGAGCCCAAUCGACGACCACGUUCUCGCCAGCGGCGGCACCGACGGCACCGUCCGCUUCUGGGACGUCCGCCGCAGCGCCGGGUGUCUGGGUGUGCUGGACGCGGAGGAUUCUGUAGGCGUUUUUGGCGCGGACGGCUUGGGCACCAGCGCGGCGCGCAGUAGCAGGCAGGUUGGGCGCGCGCAUGCCGCUGCGGUCAAUGGCGUUGUCUGGACAGACGACGGUCGGCACCUCGUCACGACGGGCCACGACGAGCGCGUCCGCGUCUGGGACGCCAUGACGGGCGCGAACACGCUCGCCUCAUUCGGCCCCACGAUCAAGAACGCGCAUCUCUCGACGCUGCUGCCGCUGAUCAGCCCGCCGGGCCUCGUCGCCCCAGGAAAGGACGUCCUCUUCUACCCCAGCGAGCACGAAAUCCUCGUCUACGAGCUCUUUGACGGGCGCCUGCUCAAGCGGCUCAAAACGCCGGGCGCGGCCCCCGCAGUCCCCACCGGCGGGCCUGGCCCGGCACGACGCGGCGGCGGCAAUCGCGGCAGUGGCAGCGGGAACAGCGGGAAUGGUGGUGGUGGUGGCGGUGGCGGCAGUAGUAGUGGGGCUCAAGCAGCUGCAGCGGCAGCAACAUCGGCAGCACCCCGCAGCGCCAAGGCUAGAGCGCGCACGACGGCGCUGGCGUGGCGCGCCCACGACGUGCACCUCUUCUCGGCACAUGGCGACGGGCGGAUCCGGGCAUGGGCGCCGCGCACGCCUGAGGAUGCGCUGGCCGACGACGAGGAGCUCGCUGAGCGAGAUGCUGCCGAGGGGAGCCGCAAGCGUAAGCGCGAUGAGCUCGAUGCCAUUUAUCGCGAUUUUUCAAGGAGGCAGGGGGGUAUUUUGUAGGUAGGGGUGAUGGGGACGGCGCAAAGCACCUUUAGUGGCUGGUUGUGGGUGUUGUAGUAUAAUACUUACUUAGUACAGGCAGGGCUGUUUCGGUUGACAGUCAAGCCGCAUACAAAGCAAACAUGUUCCUAGCACCAUUUAAAAUGAUGAGUGUGUUUUAUGAAGGCACGAA